This is a messenger RNA of Effrenium voratum, 408 nucleotides long. Lineage: Eukaryota; Dinophyceae; Suessiales; Symbiodiniaceae. The record is from the annotation of a GenBank genome assembly.
AUGUACCCACUUAUCAUGAGAGUUAUGGCAGACUUCCAAUUUUUCUCCUCGUUCACCGAAAGAGAUGUCGGCCCCAUGUUCUUCCAGAUCCCUGGGCCCCCCGAGACUGAGAUCAUGGGCGAGGAGUCAGACUAUUUGAUCGAAGACUUCCGGGAGCAUCACAGCGAAAGCUCAGUGCAUUUCGAGAUCACUCUGAGCGCCGCCAAGCUGAAGGAGGCGGAGAAAGCCGGGCUGGAGAAGACUUUCAAGCUCAAAUCCUCCAUCUCCACGUCCAACAUGGUCCUCUUCGACGCGGAGGGCAAGAUCGCCAAGUACAACUCGUCCCUGGACAUCCUCCAAGAGUUCUGCAAGCUCAGGAGGCAGGUGUACGUGAAGCGCAAGGACUUCUUGGUUGCCAAGCUCACGUGA